Molecule: messenger RNA, 2719 nt
Organism: Zeugodacus cucurbitae (melon fly)
Lineage: Eukaryota; Metazoa; Arthropoda; Insecta; Diptera; Tephritidae
Product: ribosome biogenesis protein BOP1 homolog
Exons: 5
Coding region: 112-2607 (831 amino acids)
Biological process (GO): maturation of LSU-rRNA from tricistronic rRNA transcript (SSU-rRNA, 5.8S rRNA, LSU-rRNA); ribosome biogenesis
Cellular component (GO): preribosome, large subunit precursor; PeBoW complex
Molecular function (GO): ribonucleoprotein complex binding; protein binding
Source: RefSeq, a predicted model, not a curated record
ACUGUCAUAUUUUCUACACGUGCCGUUGUUCAGUUGAUAUUUUAGUGGGUUUUCAUCGUUUGAAAAUAUUUUAUUAAUUUUAUUCAUAUUUUGUGUAUGAAAUAUUGAAAAAUGGCAAAGAAACAAGUAAAACGAAAAGCCACGGAAUUUGUUGACAAGAAAAAAGUGAAAGAAACAGAGAUUAAGCCUGCCGAUGAUGAUGAAGAAGAGAACUUGCAAGAGGAUUUGCUGCAGAAAAUUUCAAACGAAGACAAUGAUAGUUCCGACGAUGAAGGAACAGAACAAAUAUAUCAAUCUGAUGACAGCGACGAGUUGGAAUUUGAAAGCGACGAAGAGGGAAAUUAUGCAUCCAAAUGGGACGAGGGAGUCGCAUCUGAAAACAGUGAAGAUGAAGAAGCGGAGUCGGAGGAUGAAGACGAAAUAAACGAGUCAGAUAUUGAAGAUAUUUCUGAUGAAGGUGAAGAAGACAGCGAUGAAGUUUCUGAUGAAGAAAUAGCUAAAGUUAGCGAUGUUGUAAAAAAACAAAAAUCAGAUAAAAAUAAUGCAAAAAAAGAGACAGAAUCUAGCACAUCUGCAAAACUGGUGAAAAAGCUUGAAGUGCAAAAAGUCAAAACAAACCAAGCUUUAAAUGAAUUUAAAGAAGAGCUUAAAGAUCCCAAUAAUGCGUCAACUCCAACAGUUCAAAAGGAAGAAUAUGAUGGUGAUGAUACUUCGGAUGAGGAAGACAUACGAAACACUGUUGGAAAUAUUCCGAUGCAUUGGUAUGAUGAAUACAAACAUAUUGGUUAUGAUUGGGAUGCAAAGAAAAUUAUAAAACCAUCUAAAGGAGAUCAAAUUGAUGACUUUUUGCGAAAAAUUGAAGACCCAGAUUUCUGGCGUAGUGUUAAAGAUCCUCAAACUGGACAAGAAGUUGUACUUACCGACGCUGACAUUGAACUUAUUAAACGCAUUAAUUCGGGACGAGUACCCAAUGCAGAACAUAAUGAAUACGAACCAUGGAUAGAAUGGUUCACAUCUGAGGUGGAGCGAAUGCCGAUCAAAAAUGUGCCCGAUCAUAAGCGCUCAUUUUUGCCAUCCUCAUCAGAACGUAAGAAGGUUUCACGUAUGGUACAUGCACUUAAAAUGGGUUGGAUGAAAUCCAUGGAGGAGGUGGAACGUGAGAAGAAAGCAGCACGCGGACCAAAGUUCUACAUGUUAUGGGAAACCGAUACAAGUCGCGAGCACAUGCGUCGCAUACACGACCCUGUAUCAGCACCCAAACGUGAUUUACCAGGUCAUGCGGAGUCUUACAAUCCACCAGCAGAAUACCUAUUUGAUGAGCGAGAACAAAAGGAAUGGUUGAAACAGAAAGAUGAACCACAUAAGCGUAAAUUGCAUUUCAUGCCACAAAAGUAUAAGUCACUGCGAGAAGUGCCCGCAUAUCCACGUUUCAUACGUGAGCGUUUUAUGCGUUGCCUCGAUCUUUAUUUGUGCCCACGUGCUAGACGUACUAAACUAAAUAUCGAUGCAGAAUACUUGAUACCAAAAUUGCCUUCACCAAAGGAUUUACAACCGUUUCCAACAGUGGAGAGUUUGGUAUAUCGUGGGCAUACAGACUUGGUGCGCACUGUUAGUGUUGAGCCCAAGGGCGAAUAUAUUGUCUCUGGAUCGGAUGAUAAAACCGUUAAAAUUUGGGAAAUUGCCACUGGUCGUUGUAUACGUACAAUUGAGACUGACGAUGUGGUGCGCUGUGUUGCUUGGUGUCCAAAUGCGAAGUUAUCCAUUAUUGCAGUUGCCUCUGGCAAUCGAUUGCUAUUGAUUAAUCCCCAAGUUGGUGAUAAGCUGGUCAUAAAGAAAACAGAUGAUUUGUUGGCCGAAGCACCACAAUUAGACACAAUGGAAAGCGAGCGCAUCAAGACGGCGGUGCAAUGGUCUGUGGCGGAGAAGGAGGAGCAAGAAAAGGGUGUUCGUGUGGUUAUCACACAUUUCAAGCCUAUUCAACAAGUGACGUGGCACGGACGUGGUGACUACGUUGCCACCGUUAUGCCUGAGGGUGCUAAUCGUUCGGCGCUCAUUCAUCAGCUCUCCAAAAGACGUUCGCAAAUACCAUUCUCCAAGAGUAAGGGUCUUAUACAGUGUGUGCUGUUCCAUCCCAUCAAACCAUGCUUCUUUGUGGCGACACAACACAAUGUGCGUAUUUACGACUUGGUUAAACAAGAGCUAAUCAAGAAAUUGCUGACAAACUCAAAAUGGAUUUCGGGCAUGUCCAUACAUCCCAAAGGUGAUAAUUUGUUAGUCUCUACAUACGAUAAAAAGAUGCUUUGGUUUGACUUGGAUUUAUCGACGAAACCAUACCAGACUUUACGUCUGCACAAGAACGCUGUACGCAACGUAGCUUUCCAUUUACGUUAUCCACUUUUCGCUUCUGCCAGUGACGAUCUAUCUGUGAUAGUUUCGCACGGUAUGGUUUACAAUGAUUUGCUGCAAAAUCCCUUAAUAGUGCCCGUGAAGAAACUGCAGACCCACGAAGCGCGUGAAGAAUUCGGUGUGUUAGAUGUUGCUUGGCAUCCAGUGCAGCCUUGGGUGUUUUCGUCCGGUGCAGAUGCUACUAUUAGACUUUACACGUAGUUACAUGUAUUUUUUUAUUUGAUCAUUGAUUUAUUGCAUUCUUAAUUUAUGCAAGAAUAUAAAGAAUAGUAAACAAAGCUAAAUAAAAAUAAAAUAAAAGUGUUGUAAAAAA